AUGGGUAAUACAUUAACACCAAUACCAAAUACUGUUUCAUUACCCAUAUUUGGGGUUGGCUUAACUACUCUUUGUUUAAGUCUAUGUUUUUGCUGUUAUUUAUGGCGAUUAAGACGAGAUACACUUAGAGAAAAGGGUUACCGAAAAGAUCAAUAUAUGCGAUGUAAAGUUAAAAAUUCUAAUUGUGUUAUUUGUUUGGAUGAUUUUUAUGAUGAUGAAGAAAUAGCUGUAUGUCCGUGUGAACAUGCAUUUCAUAAACGUUGUUUAUCUCCAUGGUUACAACAUAAUUGUACAUGUCCUAUGUGUAAUAUGUGUAUUAAACCGGAAACAUCUGCUUCAUGUCAAUUGCCUGAUAUAAUUUAA
Messenger RNA from Rotaria sp. Silwood2, 363 nucleotides. The record is from the annotation of a GenBank genome assembly. Lineage: Eukaryota; Metazoa; Rotifera; Eurotatoria; Philodinida; Philodinidae.